Artibeus jamaicensis (Jamaican fruit-eating bat) is the source of this 3961-nucleotide messenger RNA. RefSeq names its product coiled-coil domain containing 126 (gene CCDC126). The coding region runs from base 381 to 803 and encodes 140 amino acids. The transcript has 3 exons. NCBI's taxonomy places the organism in Eukaryota, Metazoa, Chordata, Mammalia, Chiroptera, Phyllostomidae. The record is from RefSeq and is a predicted model, not a curated record.
CGAGCCGGGAGGCGGAGCGGAAGCAGAGUGUGAGCUGAGAGAAGAGUAGGAUCUCCACCAGCUGGAAACCAAUCUUCUUCCUGAUUCCCAGUCGCGUCCUUUCUCCAUCCCAACCUGGAGGCUGCUUCGCCAGCAGCUGACGCCCUCUAAUCGGCUUUCGCUGUGCCUCCCUAGAGCCCCUUGGCAGCGGCGGCGACGGUGACGAGAACCCCAUAGACUAGAGUUAAUUGAGAGUUGGAGGCCACCUUGCUGAAGAUGAAGAAUAUACCGUAUUAGCAGAGGAAGAGGAAAUUUUCUCUUUUUCCCUUCAGAAGUCGCGGCUGACUGGUGGCUUGCCUCUAGUUACUACUUUUCGGCUGAGUCUGCUUGCUCCAUGAGACAUGAUUUUUACAAUCUCAAGAAAAAAUAUGUCCCAGAAGUUGAGUUUACUGUUGCUUAUAUUUGGACUUAUUUGGGGAUUGAUGUUACUCCACUAUACUUUUCAACAACCAAGACAUCAAAGCAGUGUCAAGUUGCGUGAACAAAUACUAGAUUUAAGUAAAAGGUAUGUUAAAGCUCUAGCAGAGGAGAAUAAGAACACAGUGGAUGUCGAGAAUGGAGCUUCAAUGGCAGGAUAUGCGGAUCUAAAAAGAACAAUUGCUGUCCUUUUGGAUGAUAUUUUACAACGGUUGGUGAAGCUAGAGAACAAAGUCGACUAUAUUGUUGUGAACGGCUCGGCAGCCAACACUACUAAUGGCACUAAUGGGAAUCUGGUGCCAGUGACCACAAACAAGAGGAUGAACGCGUCAGGCAGCAUUAGAUAGCAGUCGAAGAUCACCUGGUGCUGCUACCUCCACCCCGGACUGGAUCCUAGGGCAGAAAAGCUUUUACAGGAAAACGCUGGCUAGGAUAGCGUAGUGCUUUAUAGUCAAAGCUCUGCACACUUCAAGGAAAAUGCUGGAUUCAUGGAAUUCAAUUCUGUACAUAAAUUUUAAAAGUUAUUAUUAGUUUGCUUUCAGGCAAGUCUCUUCCAUGCUGUACUAUAUCCUUAAAGGGAAUUUGGUAAAAUGUUUGAUGUGGUGUACAGGUGGGUGAUCUUUGUAUAAACCUUUGUGUUUGAGAUCCAGCUGAAAUAAAAACAUCGAAAGACAUUGAAAGUUCAUUCUAUAAAAUAUUUAUUUAAAUAUAUAACAUGUUUUUCAGACAAGUGAAGAAUAUUGUUAUUGAAUCACUCUGUUAUUUGUUCUUAAUGUAUAUAACCGUUAGACUAGUGCUCUUAGAAAGCGUGCUGACUUCCAGUGCUAUAUUUUGUUACACAGAUUAUGAGCAGAGAAAGGAAGUAUCAUGUUGAAAAUAAUGUUUUGAAAUCUUGACCCAAAGAAUGUCUUCAUUUGCACUAUCCUUCAGAGUAACUGGAGGUUAAUUGUUGUAUAUUUUUAAAAAUUACAUUUAUAUGAGUAUAAUCUUGAAAUGGGUAGUAGCCACUGUCUGUAACCUAUUCUAAACAUUGGGACAAUUAAAUAACACUUAAAUAGUCAUCUCUAAUCUCAUAUGUAAGACUUUCUUACAUGUAUUCUGAAGAAUACAAGAUAUUUUUAUGAUGAAAUUAAAAAUAAAUACUCAUGAUUCCUUUCACAUGAAUGUUAAUUUAAAAGUUUAACCCUUUCAAUGUCAGGAAAGCACAUUAUUUCCAUAUUUGGAUAAUUUUUGUCUUUAUGUCGCAGGGGAAGGGGGAUAGAGAUAUUCGUGAAACUGGGGCUCUUAAGGACUUUAGCCAGAGGUAUAGGUGCAUAAAGGUGUUUGUACUGCAUUAAACUGCUUGGAAAAUGUUAACAUUGUAUUAUAUAGGAGUAUCCUGCUUUAUGAAAUUUUGAAUUUGUGUAACAGAUACAUUAGAUGUUUGUUUUAUGUAAUAGCUACUUAAAAAUAAGAGCAUUUAGGACAUAAUUUAAAUUAUAAGAUUGACUAUCUUUUUAGGAAAACAGUUGGUGUAUAUAGCACAAGAGAUACUAAUCGUAAUUCUAAUACAAAGCCAAGGACACCUUUAUUUAAAUUUCCCUUGUAGCAGAUUUAAUUGCCAUAUGGUGCCCUAUAUUUCAUAGUAUUUAUUCUCUAUAAUAACUGCUUAAGUGCAGCUAGCUUCUAGAUUUAGAUUAUAUUGAAUUUAGUUUCAGAUAUUGUUCAUUAUUAUAAUAUGCUACCACACAUAGUAGCAAUAAUUAUAAUGUUUUAUUAAAAUAAGUAUGAGAAAAUACUAUAUUAUAAAAGGUAGCUUUCCAAACUUUUCCUGAACUCUAUCUUUAUGUGAAGAAAUUAAUUAUAUACCAUUGCCAGGUAAGGUUUGGAAUAAUUGUUCAGUCUUACUAGAUGUGGACAUUUUUGUUUUUUGUUGUUGUUUUCAGGGAUGAAAUAAAAUAUAUUAUUUGUACUUACAAAGUGUUACACUUUUUUUCUUUAUAGUUGUUGUGCAUUUAAUAAAUGGUUAAUGAUUAAAAAGAAUCUUAGAAAAUUCUGGAUUUGGUCCAUUAACUCCAUAAAUUCUGGAUUUGGUCCAUAACUCUUUCAAACGAGAAAAAUGGAGGCUUGUCUUCUUUAGGACAGGAGAGACUGAGGCCAGGGAUUGAUGAGAUUGAGUCCGAGGAUCGUAAUUGCAGGUGGUGUCCUAGGUUUUGUAUCCUCAAGUUGAAAUGUACUGUUGAGUUUUUGUAAGUCAUGCCUUCGUAUUUAUAUCUCAGUUAACUUUAGUUAAUCAGGGUAUUCAUCUUCUGAGAGAGCUAGAGAAAGAGAGGAGAGAAAGAAAUGAACAUGAAAGUAAGAAGAAAUACAGAAAAAGCAAAAUGCAGGGGGAAAAAAUCCAAAAUUUUUCUACCCAAAGAUAACUGCUGUUGACAUUUUAGUAUAUAAAUGUGAAUCUCAUUUCUCUUGCUGACCCUCCCCAUUACUUUCUCAUUUCCGGUUGAAAAUACAGCAUUCUCACUUUGGUGGCCACAAAGCCCUGAUUUACUCCUGUUGCCUUGUACCCUUAUACCAACGUCAUUCUUCCCUUCAGCCAUGUUGACUUUCUCCUCCUAGGGCACACUAAGCAUGUACUUGCAUCAGCAGCUUCAAACUUGGUAUUUCUCCAUUUGUAACUCAUUCCCAGAUAUCUUCACGGUUCCCACCCUCACAUUCAGGACAGAGGAAAUACGAAACAGGUGAUCAUCCCCAGACUUUGUUUUCUGUCACGAGCAGCAGGCCAGAAGCAUUUUGCAGGGCAGUGAGAAGAUGGAGUUAAAUGCGCAGUGGGUAAUCCAUGACUGUGCUGGAGAGCUGGGAGGGGAACGGUCAGUGGUCGUCUGUGGGGAAUGGACGUGUGCUUAAUCAGAUCCAGGUUGUCAAUGUAUAUAUAUAGCUUUGGCUUAAAAUGUAUCAGUAGUAUUAGUAGUAUUUAAGCAAGGAAGUUAAGUCAAAGAUUUUUUAAAAUUAGUGUUUUUUAGCAUUUACCAAUGCCAGCAUUUUUCAAACAAGUUUUCCAGAAUGAGUUUCAGUCCUCCAGUGAGGCUAGCAGUUCAAGUGUAACUUCACAUCGCUUUUAUUUAUUUUAAUUUUUUUGUCAGUCUAUUCCAUGUAUCCAUGCCUCUGCUUCUAUUUUGUUCGUCAGUUUAUUUUGUUCACUAGAUUCCACAUAUAAGUGAGAUCAUACGGCAUUUGUCUGUUUGCAUUGCUUUUAAGUGCUGAUUAGCAGCUUUAUCGUUCAUUUGAAUAAACCAUUAUUUUUCAUUGAACUUUCUCGGGCUUAAUUCAUCCACAACUCACACUUUAAAAAAAUAUCUAUCAAUUUUUUAGGCAAAGAAACAUACCAUGGUUCUGAGGAGUCUUUUUAGGUGGGUGGGAGGUGACAUGGUAGAUAUAAUAUCAGGAAAAGAAGCAUUUUGAAGCACCAGUGUUUGGGAAUUUACACUUAACAUUAGGUUAUGUUUAAUUUUGUGAUUUAAUUUUAUGU